CAGGGCCGCGCCGCGCGCGGGGAACUACAGCUCCCGGCGGCCCCCGCGCCGCCGCGCGCAGAGAAGAUGGCGGCCGCCACGGGGCGUGCGGCGGCAGCGCCGGCGGGAUACACGGCUCUGGCGGUGAAGUUCGCGGAGCGGCAGCGCUCGCAGCACUGCCUGCUGGUGAAGGAGCACCAGGUGCGGGAAGGGGCCGACGCCGCGCACCCGCCUCGCCGCACCCUCUUCGUCCUCAACGUGCCCCCGUACUGCGGCCCGGACUCUUUGUCUAGGCUGUUCUCUCGCUGCGGGCAUGUGCAGUCUGUGGACAUCUGUGACAAGCCAGGGCCAGGAGAGAAAAAAGAUAAACUGGCGUCCAAAUUCUUCGACCACAAAACUCUAAAGGGAUUUCAAGUAGCAUACGUGGUGUUCAGGAAACCAGCAGCUGUCCAGGCAGCCAAGGCUCUAUCACAGGAAGGUCCCUUGCUAAUAUCAACAGAGAGCCACCCUGUGAAAACCGGCAUUAGCAAGUGGAUCGCCAGCUAUGAGGCCUCCAUCGUGGAUCCGAAGGAGCUGAAGGCUGAGGUGGAUGCCUACAUGCAAGACUAUGAUAAAAAGAUGGCAGAGGAAGAAGCCAAAGCCGCCAAGGAGGAGGGUGUUCCGGAUGAGGAGGGCUGGGUGAAGGUGACCCGGAAGGGCCGGAAGCCCGGCCUGCCCCGGACAGAGGCUGCCAACCUGCGCGUGCUGGAGAAGGAGAAAAGGAAAAGGGCCCGCAAAGAGCUGCUCAACUUCUAUGCCUGGCAGCAUCGCGAGAGCAAGAGAGAGCACAUUGCCCAGUUGAGGAAGAAAUUUGAGGAGGACAAGCAGAGGAUCGCACUGAUGCGAGCCCAGCGCAAGUUUCGGCCGUACUAGGUUGUGCUGAGCUGGUCUUCAGGUGCCUGUGCUGGAGAGGGUAGGACAGAUGCCUAUUGACUCCAUUUGCCAAAGGAUUUUGAGGAAUUGAGGCAGCUUUGGGUUGCCUCUACCCUUGGAUCUGAAAUGGGAGAACCCAGCAACUGCUGCUGGAGGAGAGUUCCCUUUACUUGCACCAGCAUCCUCCUGCUCUUCUGUCAUUCAGCCCCAUGGCACCACUUCUCAGGGUGUUCAUGUCAAGGGCCUGAGGCACAUCCUGUGACAACCUGUAUCUCCCUGCCACCCAAAACCACACCUCCUAAAGCUUGGUGAGAACUGGGAUUGACCUAGCGCAGCCUCUGCAGGGGCAGGGAAUGGCUGAAGAACUGUAAAUAAACUGCUGCUACUGUUUUCA
This is a messenger RNA of Onychostruthus taczanowskii (white-rumped snowfinch), 1285 nucleotides long. It is a transcript of the gene RRP7A, whose product is annotated as ribosomal RNA processing 7 homolog A. Gene Ontology annotation, biological process: rRNA processing; ribosomal small subunit assembly. Lineage: Eukaryota; Metazoa; Chordata; Aves; Passeriformes; Passeridae. The record is from RefSeq and is a predicted model, not a curated record. The transcript has 7 exons. Gene Ontology annotation, molecular function: RNA binding. Gene Ontology annotation, cellular component: UTP-C complex; CURI complex. The coding region runs from base 67 to 891 and encodes 274 amino acids.